Kockovaella imperatae is the source of this 4965-nucleotide messenger RNA. RefSeq lists its product as hypothetical. Gene Ontology annotation, cellular component: exosome (RNase complex); P-body. The record is from RefSeq and is a predicted model, not a curated record. Gene Ontology annotation, molecular function: 3'-5'-RNA exonuclease activity; RNA binding. NCBI's taxonomy places the organism in Eukaryota, Fungi, Basidiomycota, Tremellomycetes, Tremellales, Cuniculitremaceae. The coding region runs from base 1 to 4965 and encodes 1654 amino acids. Gene Ontology annotation, biological process: mRNA catabolic process. The transcript has 16 exons.
AUGGCAGACGCCAGCCCAGUGAUAGCUCCAGCUCCGAUCCCUGCUUCUCACAACAAUCUCGCACCACCUCAAAAGUCAGUUCGAUCCAACUCCGCAGCGUCUAAUCGGUCACGUCGCGGUCGCUCCCAUGGCACCUCAUCUGUGAAUCUCUCCAGGAGCAAUUCUCAUUCGUCCCGCGGUGGAGGAACCAGCGAUGGUACCUCCGGAGGAGGAGGAGACAAGACGAAGAAGUCAGGUCAUACCACCACGAUCAGCGGUGGAACAAGUCUUGGCAUAAGUAAUGGAGAUCUCAACACGAAGAAACCAAAAGGCAAGAAGGAUGCUUCUGCUACGACUUCGAAUGAGAAGGAAGAAAAAGCCGACAACAGCAAGCCGAAGCAGGAGAAGCAGGAAAAGCAGGACAAACGGAGAGCGUCCAGCAACAAUCAGAAUCGUAGACCUCAACCUAUCAACACGGCCCCUGCGCGGACCAACUCGCGCAACUCGACCAACAAAUCGACACCUGCAAAUGAGGCUGCUUCUCAGACCCAAACCGCCCCGGCCCCUCGCGCGAUCCAUGCGUCCGUCUCUGCUCCACUAACGGCUCUGGACGCUGCGAAAGACGUCGCUCAGCAAAAGCAGGCAUCUGGAGCAUCCGGUGGCGACGCCCUUGCAAGUCUACAAAAGAUGAUAUCGGACCUAAAGUCCAUGCCUGCUUCAUCUGGUAAUUCCAGUGGAGGAUCGGCUCCCGCCUCCAGAUCAGCGAGUGGCCAACGCGAGCCAAUGACUGGCGGAACUAGUCCAGUACCAAUCUCAGCAUCGCUCAGUCGGCAAGGCUCGAAAAAGCUCAAGGCGGAUGCACCGAGUUUCACUCCGUCUUUCAAUCCUUCAUCUGCCUCUCCAGGCGGUUCUCACAUGUCCAUCUCACCAGCUGCUCAGAUGCCAACUUCAUUCAUUGGGUCACAUCCUCGCACUGGAUCUCACAGCACUAUAAACGAUCGUCGAGCUUCAUCACCGUCCGGUCCCCAUCCUCUUUUCCCCGGACUGGCUGGUAUGAGUCCUUACAAUCAAUCUCAGUCGUUCGGCUACCAGAACCUCGGACUGCAAGGGAGUGAUCUGGAUGGUUACGGUCAGGCUCAGCCCUUCGACUACCAGCAGUUAUUGGCUGCUCAGCAAUUGCAAUAUCACCAAAUCCAGUUGCUUCAAGCUCAACUCGCAGCUAGUCAAUUGGCAGCUCAACAGGCUCAACAGCAGCAGCAGAUCCCAUCCCAUCAGCAGAUGGGCAGCUUCAUAGCCCCGCGUUUCCAAGCUCUCGCUGCGCAAAGAGCACAACAACAGCAGCAACAGCAAGCUCAGCAACUCGCACAGGCUCAACAAUUGUUCGAGCUACAACAGCAACAGCUGGCCACUGUGCAGCGUCGAUCUCAGGAAGAACAAGCUCGAGCCUUGGCUCAAGCUACCUUGCACAACCCUCCGCCAGUGUUCGAAGAGGAUUCGCCGGAGAAGCGAACCGUUCCGCUCGUCUCCAACCGACCUCAGCUUGCACCAAGCUUCAAGUUUGGAGCCAAAAAGAUGGACGAGAUUAGCGACAGACAAGCAUCAAUCUCUCCGCCUCUCCAUCCGCCCAUAAUCAAUCGAAGCGAGGGCAUUGGAGGUGCUGCAGCCGCUGGUCUGGCAGGUCUUGCUGCAAGAGCGCACAAGCGCACUGGCAGUGAGCUUAGUGCCGCGAUGCAGCAGCAGCUCGAGAUCCAAAGCCAAAUCGAGGCCUUGCAAGCAAAACAAAAGGCCCUGAUGCAGGAAGACCUCGCUAGUCAAGGCGAAACACCCCUCAGUCAGCUCAACAGCGUCCUUAAGUCAUCAUCAGCGGUGCAGCCCGUGGCCAGACAUCGUCGAGUACAGUCGUCUGUCCCUUCUGCCAGCUUGCCAGACACAUUCGGCUCACUCAGUCUAUCAAACGUCCCGGAGUCCGCGGGUCAUCAUCGAUCGGACUCACGUGGACGAGCGGAGAUGCCACCACCUCCUGUUCCCAUGCCUUCGGCCAUUGGUCACUCGAGGCGACACAGCGUGAACACAUUCAACAAGUCUGGGUCGAUGAGCCUGGGUAUGUCCAUUGGAGGUGACAUUCCAGAAGAUGGCAUUCCGGAUGGUGUCUACGGCCAUCACAGGUCCGGCAGCCGAUCAGGUAUGGAGUCCGGCAGUUGGAGAUCCAAUAGCAUAUCUCAAAGCGGCGGCAUGGGAGCUGGGUCAGCAGGUGGAGUCGCGGCCGUCUCGGAUCUGGCGGCUGCACAAGCUCAACUGCAGUCACUCGCUCAGUUCAGAGCUGCUGCCGGAGGCGGCCACAGCAAGAUGGCCUCGUUCAGCUUUCCUAAUAUGCUGCCUAACCUACUGGCCGCGACCACAUUGUCGACACCUGCAGGUCAGAGCUUGUGGCAGCAGCAACAGGCUUUUCAGAUGCAGCUUCAAUCAAGCUCGAGCGGACCGCAGCGCAAAUCCCUUUUUGCCCCUUAUCUUCCGCAAGCAUCUCUACCACCUCUCUUGAGCGCCGGAAAGCUGGUCGUAGGUGUACUUCGAGUCAACAAGAAGAACCGAUCCGACGCGUACGUCGCUACAGAUGUCUUGGAGGCCGACAUCUAUAUUUGCGGUUCCAAAGAUCGUAACAGGGCUCUCGAAGGUGACAUCGUGGCUGUGGAACUGCUUGACGUCGACGAAGUCUGGAGCACCAAGAAAGACAAGGAGGAGAAAAAGCGAAAGAAGGAAGAGAAUGCUGCGUAUGAUUUGAAGCCCUCUCAGGCCAAGAAACUUGAGAAGAAGAAGGACGAUGUGGAAGUAGAGGGUCAAGGCUUGACCUUGUUCGAGGACGAGGAAGUCAAUGACGAUACCAAACCGACUUAUGCGGGGCACGUUGUCGCAGUGGUCGAGAGAAUGCCAGGACAGCUCUUCUCCGGCCAGCUCGGGGUCCUUCGCCCGUCCUCAGCAGCCACGAAAGAGAAGCAAGAGCUCGAACGAAGGGAACGUGAAGGGGAUCGCGCGAGACGGGAAGAGACUCAGGAACGACCAAAGAUCGUUUGGUUCCGACCCACGGAUAAGCGGGUACCGCUCAUCGCCAUUCCUACCGAGCAAGCGCCAUCAGACUUUAUCGAGAAUCCAGAUGAUUACAGUGAGAAGCUGUUCGUCGCUACCAUUAAGCGAUGGCCAAUCACCUCGUUACACCCCUUCGGUACGCUGGUUGAGGAGCUCGGCCCGAUCGGAGAUCGAGAGGUUGAGACGAGUGCCUUGUUGAAGGAUUGCAACUUUCCCACCGAGGAGUUCCCGGAAGCCGCGAUCAAGUGUUUGCCACCGCUGCCCUGGACUAUUCCCGAACGAGAGUACGAGAUCAGGAAAGAUUUGCGAGAGGAACGCAUAUUCACGAUCGAUCCUCCGACCGCCAGAGACCUCGAUGACGCUCUUUCUGUCAAGCGGAACGACGAUGGGACAUAUGAAGUCGGCGUGCACAUCGCAGACGUAUCGUACUUUGUGAAAGCGAACACGGCGCUCGAUCGAGAAGCCCGCAAGCGAGCGACGAGCGUAUACCUUGUCCAGCGGAGCGUGCCUAUGCUUCCUCCUCAAUUGUCGGAAGAAUUGUGCAGUUUACAACCCGGUGUCGAGCGAUUAACGUUCUCUGAGUUCUUCACUUUGGACCAAGAUGGGACCGUCCUGAAGAGCGAGAUGAGCAGGACGAUCAUCAAGUCGUGUGCGAAAUUCGCCUACUCAGACGCUCAAGAUAUCAUCGCUGGUGGUUCUCUGGACUCGACCACAAUCAACGGGCCCGUCCCGGCGCAGAAGCUUCAUAAUGACAUUGUUCUGCUUCAUGAGAUUGCUUCAAAACUCCGUCAGAAGAGGAUCGAAUCCGGUGCUAUGCUGAACAACCGCGUGAAGGUGUCCAUUAGUCUGGACGAUGAUGGAGAGCCGGUGGAUUGCGUGACUCACCCGAGAACAGAUGCCAACUCGCUCGUCGAAGAGGACGGUUUCAUCGAGCGAGCAAAGAAACUUGGCUUUGCGUUUGACGGAAGCACCGCAGGAACGCUCCAAAAAGGUUUCGACGAGAUCCAGGACGCCGACACUCGCUUGUGUCUUGAAUUGCUGAAGCGCAGAGCGAUGCAGACUGCUCGGUAUUUCUGUACCGGUAUGCUCGACAUUGCAAAGUAUUAUCAUUGGGCUCUUGCUACUCCGCUGUAUACCCACUUUACGUCUCCAAUCCGCCGGUAUGCCGAUAUCCUGGUCCACCGCAUGCUCGAUGCCUGCUUGACGAGUCCAUCACCCAACGAUGUCAAGUUCCUCAUGGACCGGGAUCAAGUUGCAAAAUGUGCCCAACAAUGCAAUAUGAAGAAGCAGAGUGCCAAGUUGGCAGAGGAGCAGUCUAUUCACCUGUACCUGUGUAUUCUGAUACACGACUUGACUGAAAAGUAUGGGCCUGUCAUCCGCCAAGGACGGGUCACCGGAGUCCUGGAUGAGGCGUUUGACGUUGUUGUCCCCGAAUUCGGCAUCGAGAAGAGGGUGCAUGUCGAUAAGAUGCCGGUGGACAAUGUGGUAUACGAUGAGCACAAAGAUGUCUUGUCGCUGUACUGGACCAAUCAAGAUGUUCUUUCGUAUCUUGCAGGCACUUCCGACGACCCCCACCUGCUCAAGAUCAAGGCUCUGGGCGACAAGUACGCGAAGGAGACGUCCGCUCGAGAUGUCGCCGGCGAUGUGACUCGAUCUCGCCAGAGACAAAAGAGCGCUCACCGCUCGAAAUUCACUUAUGAAGGCCUGAGGUCCAGUGGAGGCCACAAGAUUCAGGAUAUCAAAGAGCUCAUGAGCCUGCCUGUGAUCAUCACGAGUGACAUGACCAAAUCACCGCCUGUGCUGGUGGUAUAUGCCUGCAAUCCGUAUGUUUCGCUGUCUAUCAUUUUGCAGCAUCACACUGACGUUUCCGCAGAUACGCCUCCUGAUCGAGUCAUUGCCGAUUAA